UGGGGGGAAGGUGAAGUUUAGACAGAGCGGAAAAAUGGCGAGAGGUGCCCGGUGUUUGCGGAGAGCCGUGGCCGAGUGUAUUAAACAGUUGCCGUCCACAGCCACUCGCGAAACCUCGAGAAAGAAUGGCGUGAGGUACUUGUCCUCAUGUGGGAUUCUGAUGACCAGGGUGCCACUGCUGGUAACAGCAUUACCUGCUCGUGCUGCAGUCUCUCAAUCCAGAAACUUUUUCAACCUCGUUGACUCUUUCAACAAGAGGAAAGAAUACUCUGAGAGACGUGUCAUCGGGUAUUCCAUGCAGGAAAUGUAUGAAGUGGUGGCCAGGGUAGAGGACUAUCUUUUGUUUGUGCCCUGGUGCAAAAAGUCAGACGUGGUAUUCCGACGCACUGGUUUCUGUAAGGCAAAGCUUGCUGUGGGUUUUCCUCCUGUGGUGGAAAACUAUACAUCCCUUGUUACAACUGUGCGCCCACAUUUGGUCAAGGCUUCAUGCUCGGAUGGUAAACUCUUCAACCACCUCGAGACAGUGUGGCGUUUUAGUCCGGGCCUUCCUGGAUAUCCUCGUACAUGUACUCUGGACUUUGCUAUUUCGUUCGAGUUCCGUUCCCUCCUGCAUUCUCAACUGGCCACCGUGUUUUUCGAUGAAGUUGUUAAACAGAUGGUGUCUGCGUUUGAGCGGCGCGCCUGCAAACUGUAUGGCCCCGAGACAGAGAUCCCGCGAGAGCUCAUGUUCCACGAGGUCCACCACACGUAGCCUUUCUCUGCACUGUGGGGUCGUCAAGACGGGAGGGCAUUCUGGGGUUCCAGGAAGGGUUUUAUUGCGUGUGGGGGGGUGAGCCUUAUAGAGACAACUUCAUGUGCCUCUGCAACUA
Molecule: messenger RNA, 869 nt
Organism: Electrophorus electricus (electric eel)
Lineage: Eukaryota; Metazoa; Chordata; Actinopteri; Gymnotiformes; Gymnotidae
Gene: coq10b
Product: coenzyme Q10B
Biological process (GO): cellular respiration
Cellular component (GO): mitochondrion
Molecular function (GO): ubiquinone binding
Source: RefSeq, a predicted model, not a curated record